This is a messenger RNA of Myxocyprinus asiaticus (Chinese sucker), 2923 nucleotides long. RefSeq names its product L-threonine 3-dehydrogenase, mitochondrial-like. Gene Ontology annotation, biological process: L-threonine catabolic process. The transcript has 9 exons. NCBI's taxonomy places the organism in Eukaryota, Metazoa, Chordata, Actinopteri, Cypriniformes, Catostomidae. Gene Ontology annotation, molecular function: L-threonine 3-dehydrogenase activity. The coding region runs from base 210 to 1304 and encodes 364 amino acids. The record is from RefSeq and is a predicted model, not a curated record.
CUUGUUUAUCCAAUGGACAUUCGAUGCGCUCCCCAAGUAACCAAUCGGAAAGUAAUCUCAUAAUUCUAACGGUUAAAUACCAUGAAAAUCCCUUUUAUCAGCGCUAUUUACUUAUUUAAUUUUCCACACCCGGAUACACGAUAGCAAUGUUGUGAUUUUGCCGCAGUACACGUGCUUCAUAUCGUGAAGUUUUGAGAAGUAGAGAAGACAUGCUGUCAGGUGUUCGGGUGUGUGUCCGCUCGCUGUGUAAAGGUUGGCCGGUCCGUGGCAUGAGCUUGUCGCCGCGUCAGAUCAACCGAUGGCCGAGCGAUGAUGAGUCCUCCGAGCCCCCUACGGACAGUCCUCGCGUCCUCAUCACAGGUGGUCUGGGACAGCUUGGAGUUGGACUGGCUCAAAUGCUGAGGCAGCAAUAUGGCAAGGAAAACAUCAUCCUGUCGGACAUUAGGAGGCCUCCUGCUGAGGUAUAUGAGAUGGGUCCGUUUGUGUAUGCUGACGUGCUGGACUAUAAAAACCUGAGGGAGCUUGUUGUAAAUAACAGAAUCACCUGGCUGGUGCAUUACAGUGCAUUGCUGAGUGCAAUCGGGGAAGCUAAUGUAGCUCUCGCGCGCACCAUUAACAUCACAGGUCUGCAUAAUGUGUUAGAUCUGGCGCUGGAGAACUGCUUGCGACUGUUUGUGCCCAGUACCAUUGGAGCAUUCGGCCCUUCGUCUCCCCGUGACCCGGCUCCUGAUCUCUGUAUACAAAGACCUCGCACCAUAUAUGGAGUUUCCAAAGUCCAUGCAGAGCUGAUGGGGGAAUAUCUCCACCAUAAAUACGGUCUGGAUUUCCGAUGCCUGCGGUAUCCUGGAGUCGUCUCUGCCAACACCAAGCCAGGGGGAGGCACUACUGACUAUGCUGUCCAGAUAUUUCAUGAUGCCCUCAGCACAGGCCACCAUGAAUGUUACUUGCGUGCCAACACUCUGCUUCCCAUGAUGCACAUCUCUGACUGUCACAGAGCCACUGUAGAGUUCAUGCAGGCCCCUGAAAGCCGACUGUCCCUACGUACUUAUAACAUCGCAGCCAUGAGCUUCACACCUGAGGAAGUGGCAGAAGAGAUCCGCAAACAUCUGCCCCACCUGAGGGUCACCUACAAUCCUGAUACCAUCCGGCAGGCAAUCGCGGACAGCUGGCCAGUGCGAUUUGAUGACUCUAAUGCACGUCAGGAUUGGGGCUGGAAGCCUUCAUACGGUCUGUCAGAGAUGGUCACAGACAUGCUAGCCAAUAUCCAUGAAAAGAGAACCAAUGAAGGGCUACCUGUCAGCUAGCAGGUACUCUGAGGGGCUGAAACAAGGAUCACCAGCAUUUUGGAUCCCCUUUCCAAUCACUGGAGAGAGACUACAUUUCCAAACUCUUUUUUUUUAUUUUUUUUAUUUCAGUCCAGGACUCUCCAUGAGUUAGAGAGCUGCUAAUGCUGAAAGUCCUCCACAAACUUAUUCUUGUGAAGAAAACAUGUACACCAACAGUAAAACUCAUAUAUGCUCAAACUGUCAGGUUUUCUUACUGCUCAGGAGACUCAAUGACUUUGUUCACACAGUCUAAAUAGUCAUAUAGUUCACUUUAUGAGGAAUGUUUGUGAAAAUAAGUGUACUCAGACAUAGCUCCAUACAAUGUUGCAUACUUUUUAUGAUGUUACAUACGAAUCGAUGCCCAAAUGACAGAAAAUAAUGCUUGAAAUCAGAUCUGACUGUUCAGGAGACACGUUUGAGAAAAUCAGAUUUUAAUCAGAUUUCAAACCACAUUGAUGUGGUUUGUAAACAUCAGAUUUCAUGUGUUUUUUUUCCCAUUGAGACUACAAAAAAUGGAUUUAAGUCAGAUAUACCAAAAAAUCUGAUCUUUUAUGUCCGUUUUCACUUUUUUCUGUGGUCUACACUUACAUAGUUGUAAGUUGUAAAAGUUGGGAAAAUAUAGAACCCCCAAUAACAACAAAAUGUUUAAAAUGAAUUAUUGAAAAGAAUAUUCAUGAUCAGUACACACAUUAUAGAUACAAGGUGUUUAAGAUUUAUUUUAGAACAAUUUUAGAGAAACCACAAACUAUAUUUAAUAGUCCGAUGCAUCACUUAAACACUGCUUCCCUAAUUCUAACCAAAGAACAUUCUUUGUGGAAGGGGUGAAAUCUGCUUUGUCCCCACAGUUAAUUAAUUAAUGUAGCAAGGACCAUUAGUCUCUUUUAAAUUUUGCUCUAGACCACUCCAUGCAUUGUGUUUAUUAGGAAUUGAAGAGACUGUGUCAUUGUGACCACAGACAUGAGCAGAAAAGGUUUUAAACCGGUAACAGCUUUAGUAUGAAUCAAAAGGUGAUAAUGCCUUUCAGAUGUCGGCUGGAAAGAGGGACAUUUACAGUUGCUUGAGCCUGAGGUUUGGUAAAAACCCACGUUUCUCUGUAUAGGCUUUAUUCAUUUAGAGGCCUCUGUAUUUAGAUGUGAUGACAAGUCCUGGAAUCACAAUCUAUAGUUUAGUGGUGUGAAUUAAGUACUUAAUCACUCAGCAUUGCUGAUGUAUUACUAGAAACUGUGAGCCAAAGAGGCCUGUUAAUUUAAUGAUAUUUUAGUUAAUUUAUAUUUUUACAUUUUAAUUUACUUAGAACUGGAUAAAACACACAAAGCCGCUUUGCAAUAGAGUAUGCAUAGAAUAAAUAUUUUUUGCCUGAAAGUCCAAAAGUCUUAGUCUGCUUUCUCUACACUAGUGCAGACAAUUGAAAAAUGACUUUUAACAAAGAUUCAAUGAAGAAUGACUCCCUAAACAGAGUGUAAUUUCCAAACAAAUGGAUAUUGUGUAUAAGUGGUGAAACUGCCUUAAUUUUCAGCAUCAUAUAACCUCAACUGUUUCUAAUUAAUCUAAUUCAGAACUGGUGGAAAAUUGAAGUGCAUGUUAAAUAAAUUGCUUUA